Molecule: messenger RNA, 295 nt
Organism: Pongo pygmaeus (Bornean orangutan)
Lineage: Eukaryota; Metazoa; Chordata; Mammalia; Primates; Hominidae
Product: small nuclear ribonucleoprotein G-like
Exons: 1
Coding region: 1-228 (75 amino acids)
Biological process (GO): mRNA splicing, via spliceosome; spliceosomal snRNP assembly
Cellular component (GO): U2-type prespliceosome; U5 snRNP; SMN-Sm protein complex
Molecular function (GO): RNA binding
Source: RefSeq, a predicted model, not a curated record
AUGAGCAAAGUUCACCUUCCCGAGUUGAAAAAAUUUAUAGACAAGAAGUUAUUGAAAUUAAAUGGUGGCAGACAUGUCCAAGGAAUAUUGUGGGGAUUUGAUCCCUUAAUGAAUCUUGUGAUAGAUGAGUGUGUGGAGAUGGCAACCAGCGGGCAACAGAAGAAUAUUGGAAUGGUGGUAAUACAAAGAAAUAGUAUCAUCACUUUAGAAACCUUGGAACGAGAAUAAAUAAUGGCUGUUCAGCAGAGAAAUUCCACGUCCCCUCUCCAAAGAGCCUGUUUUACUAUGAUGUAAA